Messenger RNA from Malus domestica (apple), 2227 nucleotides. RefSeq names its product ankyrin repeat-containing protein ITN1-like. The record is from RefSeq and is a predicted model, not a curated record. Gene Ontology annotation, molecular function: protein binding. Gene Ontology annotation, cellular component: membrane. NCBI's taxonomy places the organism in Eukaryota, Viridiplantae, Streptophyta, Magnoliopsida, Rosales, Rosaceae.
UUUCCCCACUAAAGAUAAGGUACAAAAGAGUGGAGAGAGAGAGAAGAGAGAGAGAGAGAGAGAGAGAUACUGUGACUACCUUGUUCGGCUUCAAACACUUUUAAAACCCUAUAUAUAUUAUUCUUCAUGAAGUUUCCUCGAUCUAAGCUCCAGAAACCCUAAUUAGCUCAGUACAGUAUGUUGACUUCUUUCUCUCUACAUUUUCGACUAAACUAAAUUCCAGAGUCGAGUAGCAGUGCUUCUGUGUAAUUAGCUCCACUUGGCUGCUGGAAAUCUCUGGAAAUAUGUCUAGUCCACAAGCACAAUUUGUACCUGCCCCAGCUGGGAUCCAAAUGACGGCAGUAAAUGGCGUUCCGGCUGCUGGAAAUGUAAUCAUCGGCAUUGCGGCUUCUACGCCGAUUCAACCGAGGCAUCCUUCUCGUCAUCUACUAGAAAAUACCAAUAGAGAGGCAUACUUGAACUUGUGUAUGCCCCUCUACAAAGCUGCAAUGGAAGGCAAUUGGGAAACCGCCAAAGGCAUCUUAAAUAUCAAUCCGGCACUCUUAACUACUAGCAUAACAAACGGAUGGGAAACUGUUCUUCACGUUGCAGCUGGAGCAAGAACAAUAUUCAGAUUGUGGCGGAACUAGUCAAGAUGAUGGAUGAAGAAGACUUGGCACUUCAAGAUAUUAAAGGAAAUACGGCACUGAGCUUUGCCGCUGCAACUGGAACGGUGGAAAUUGCCAAGAUUUUGAUAGGAAAAAAUAAGUUAUUGCCGACAAUCCCCGGUGGUCAAGGAAUGACACCACUCUAUAUGGCUGCUUUGUUUGGACAGUCUGAAAUGGCGUGGUAUUUAUACCCUCAAACAUUUGAAAUGCUGGAUGAAAUGGGCCGCAUUGUUCUAUUUUUCUGUUCUAUCGAUAAUGGUCUUUAUGAUUUAGCCAUCAAGUUGCUACAAGAUGAUAGAACAUUAGCAAUGGCUCGCAAAGGCGACAAUGAAACAGCCUUGCAUGUCUUAGCUCGAAAGUCUUCAGAAUUUGGCGACCAAAGUACUCCAAGAAUGUGCAGUAGACUUAUCAAAGCAUUUAAAGUACUCCCAUGCAUGAGGGUUUCUUACAAAAGAAACUUGAAGCAAACCCAAGCCUUGAAGCUAGUCGAAUGCCUUUGGAAAGAAAUGUUGAAACAUGACGACGACGAAGUCAUGCAUUUGAUAAGAGAGCCUUCAGAAUUAGUAUUCGACGCAGCGAAAUUAGGAAAUUAUGAGUUCUUAUCUGUGCUUAUUGACUCUUAUCCGGAAUUACUAUUGGAAUAUGAUGACAACAAUCGGACCAUAUUCCAUAUUGCAGUCUUGCAUCGUCAUGCAAGUAUCUUCAAUCUAGUGCAUGAGACAGGCUCCAUCAAAGAUAUCAUAGCAACAUUUACUGAUGACGAGAAUAACAACAUUCUACACCUAGCUGCAAAAUUGGCACCUCAAGACCAACUCAAUCUUGUGUCCGGAGCAGCUCUUCAGAUGCAGCGAGAAUUAGUAUGGUUUGAGGAAGUUGAGAAGAUUGUGCAACCUCCCUUUAUAGAUAUGAAAAAUACGCAAGGUAAAACACCUCGAGAAUUAUUCACUAGCGAGCAUGAGGAUCUAUUGCGCAAGGGAGAAUCAUGGAUGAAGGACACUACAAAUUCAUGCAUGCUAGUUUCAACUCUUAUCGCCACUGUUGUGUUUUCAGCCGCAUUUAGCAUUCCGGGAGGUAUAGAUGAUAAUAAAGGAACACCGAAUUUCAUAAAAGAGGAGGCAUUUUUAAUAUUCGCCAUAUCUGAUGGAGUAGCACUCUUUUCCUCCUCAACUGCAAUCCUCAUGUUCUUGUACAUCCUCACGUCGCGGUAUGCUGAAAACGAUUUUCUCAAAUCUUUACCGUUGAAGUUGAUGGUCGGACUCACAUCACUCUUCGUGUCAAUAACAUCCAUGAUGGUAACUUUCAGCACAGCCUUCUAUUUAUCUUGCCAUUAUGGAUUAAGAUGGGUUCCAGAUCUUAUAUUCAUAUUUGCAUUUGUCCCAGUUGCUUUGUUCGCUUUCUUGCAAUAUCCUCUCUUGUUUGAUAUGUUCUUUUCGACAUAUUGUUCAAGUCUUCUGUUUCAGCCAAGGAGGGAUAUGAUUUAAUAUGUAGAACGCUCUGCAAGAAACCUUGCCUCCACAAUAAUGUAUAUAUUUAUAUAUGUUCUAGCAGAUGAGUUGUGAUUAAAUUAGAAUGAUUAUCUA